AUGGCGCGUCGCAAGGACAAGCCGCGCCUGAUACCCGAGCAGGACAAGCGCAUCUGUCGCGCCAUUUGCCUCUGCCAGCUGACCAUGGUGCUGUCCUGCGUCUCCAUUGUCUAUCUCAGCGUGGCCAUAUACUCGCCCUCGCUCAAAGCCUUCAAGUCGGGCUUCGAGCUGGAUCCGGUCAUGUGCCAGACUAUCGACCGUCAGAUGCCCAACAAUUGCCCCUGGGCCUCGUGCGGCGAAUGGUGUCUGACACGCACCAGCGGCUUCUGUCCGCAAAUCCAUUCGAUAGUGCGACGCAACGGCACCGAUAUACAGCUCAACAACUGCACCCGGGUGACCAACACCUCCUGCGCCAUGAUUGACCUGAAUCGCCUGAACAAGUUUAACUGCAACAAUGGCACCGUCUGCAAUAACAUACGCGGCGUCUUCAACUGCUCGAAUGGCCACUGCAAGAACAUGUCCGAGUUCUUUUUGUGCCAUCACAAGCCGGAUGGACCUGUCAUCAAUUCGGCCAAGGAUAACACGAAGCUGAACGGGUUCUUCGAGUGCCACGGCGUGCACUGCACCAAGAUCAAGCGACCCUUCAGCUGCGAUCGCUACUGUUCCCGCAUAACCACCGCCAACAUCAACACGCUCAUCAUGCACGAGGACAAUGUAAUUGCGGCCGACUGUGAGAAUGCGGUGGCCUUCAACGAGGCGCGCGGCAAGGAGCACGGCGUACGCAUUGAACCCACGGAAUUCUGGAAGGAGGACGACGGCAACCUGUUGACCAACUGUGCCACAGUUACACGCGAAUCGGACAAUCGCAUUACCGCCACGGAUUGCCUGAAUGGCACUCUGCUGGAGCACGAUGCGCUGCCGGCUCCAUUCAUGAACUUCACACAGUUCUGGGCCAUCUAUGAUAAUAGCACGCAUGCCAUCGAUCCGGAGCAAAAGUUUCUGCCCAACCAGGCCAAUCUGACCAUAUACAGCUGGAAGAAGCUGUUCAUCAAUCUCGAGGGCUGCGUCAACACGCUGCGCGGCGAGUGCAAGGACUUCGUGGCGCGCUAUGGCAACGAUGGCGACAACAACACCGCCCAGUCACGCUAUCAAUGCUACUACAACAAGGAUACAAAUGUGGAAUUUGUGGUCGCACGCUACGAUCUGGAUAAGGUGUAUCGCGAGUUGGUCGUCUCGCUGAUUGUGCCCAUUGUGCUGUUUGUCAUUUCCUCCAUAUCGUUGUGCAUCAUUACCAAGUCCGUCAAGGUGGGCGACGAUGCCAAGAUGCGUUGUGUCUGCGCUGGCGAUGAUUCGGAUGAUGAUGGCUUUGGCAAUGCAGCUGGUGCCAAGCAGCCGGAACAGGUCUAUGAUACGGACGACGAUGUGGUCGACCUGGAGCAGCAGGCUGUCGAGCUGGAUGUGACAGCGGAGCCGGCGCAUCCAUUCGAUACGCAGGAAAUGAUUGGCAGCACCAAGUCCUUGAUACCGCUGAGUCCCACCGAGCAGCAGUCAACGGACGAACAGGACGAGAAGGCCGCCAAGUGUGAUGUGCCCGAAAAGCCGCUGGUUAUACUCUAAACAAAGCCCAGGCUGGCCAACAAAAUUAGCUCAGGAUAAUUGCUUACAGCUACACACAUUUAUAUAGAAACUCUACCAAAUUUUUAGGGACCUGUGCAGUGUACAUUGAAAACUGAACUUAUUUUUGAACUCAGCGCGAUUUAACUCUGCAUUUAUAGAACAUUUUUUAUGAUGUACAUUUACAAAGAUCAAAAUUAUUUCAGCCUUACGCUCUAGACACACAUCUCAGAUUUUCUCUCUUUUCUUUUCUGAACAAGAAACUUAUAUGAAAUGUAACUCUAAAGAGCUUUACAAUUAACCUCUCAAAAGCGGGUUAUACGACCAGAUAGAAAAACUUAACUAUAAACAGGAAUAAUACAUACAUAUAUAUAUAUCAAGCCCCCCACCUUGUCCGCUUGGUUCAGCAGCUGUGCUUUGGCAUUGCAGAGUCAAUUGCAUUUAGACAAGAAUUUAUACAUAUUCCAGGGUAUAUAGAAAGAAGAUAAACGACGAUUAACUAGUCAGCACUCGCUUGUUACUCUGCUGGACCAAAGUAUUCAUAGAUAAGCUCUUCGAAUCCUUGCAGAAGAUUCCUUAGGGGAGAACUUUUAGAUAAGCUCUUCGAAUCCUUGCAGGCGAUUCCUUAGGGGUGAACUAUUAGAUAAGCUCUUCGAAUCCUUGCAGGAGAUUCCUUGGGGCAGAACUAAUAGAUAAGCUCUUCGAAUCCUUACAGGAGAUUCCUAACGGGAGAACUAUUAGAUAAGCUCUUCGAAUCCUUGCAGGAGAACGGCACCAACAAUUUUGGGCAAAUGCAUUUAUUUAGCAAUAUGUACGAACGAAAUACGACAAAUCAAGAUCCUUCAGUAGAUAAAUAUAUAUAUAUAGAGGCAUCAGACUUUGCCUUGUUUUUCGAUUUUCGAUUUACGAUUUACGAUUUAGUAGCUAUGCCAAUAUACAAAAGAAUACUUGGAGACAACUCAAGCUCGACUUAGUUUAGCUGAUCUAUGCGAAAUUUAUAUCAAAAACUUGGCUGCAAGCCUAGGCUGGGACUUUCCGUCUCCAGCUGAUUACUGAGUACGUUAACCAGAUUCUUGGAUAUGCGAAUAUAUGCCAAAAAGUUCUAGGUUCGAUUCAAAGCUUUGCAGUCUUGUUUAAAGCUAGGGAAUAGUUUUUUGCGACGCACCAAUGCAAGCUUAACUUUCUACACC
This is a messenger RNA of Drosophila novamexicana, 2744 nucleotides long. RefSeq lists its product as uncharacterized. The transcript is spliced from 8 exons. NCBI's taxonomy places the organism in Eukaryota, Metazoa, Arthropoda, Insecta, Diptera, Drosophilidae. Gene Ontology annotation, molecular function: sodium channel regulator activity. The record is from RefSeq and is a predicted model, not a curated record. Gene Ontology annotation, biological process: regulation of sodium ion transport. Bases 1 to 1557 code for a protein of 518 amino acids.